Pantherophis guttatus is the source of this 7883-nucleotide messenger RNA. RefSeq names its product sterile alpha motif domain containing 12 (gene SAMD12). Gene Ontology annotation, molecular function: protein binding. Gene Ontology annotation, cellular component: cytoplasmic side of plasma membrane. The record is from RefSeq and is a predicted model, not a curated record. Gene Ontology annotation, biological process: cell surface receptor protein tyrosine kinase signaling pathway. Lineage: Eukaryota; Metazoa; Chordata; Lepidosauria; Squamata; Colubridae.
AAACCGUGAAGGGAGAAAGAGAAGGAAGGAAAGAAAGGGGUGGGGGGAGAAGGGAGGAAGGAGGAGGAGGAGGAGGAGGAGGAGGAGAAGCAUCUCUGGGCAGGCGAAUUAUGCAUGCACUAAGCGAGCUCUGAGAGAAUGGCUGUGGAAGCUAUCCACUGCAGCCUCAGUCCAAAUGGUAUCGAUCUCUCUGUGUGUACUGAAGGAAUUAGCCUGCAACUUGAAGGUGAGCGAGUGGAACCAACCUCACUUAAGAAAGAAACCUCUAAGUUGCCUGAGUUGAAAGAAACUCUCCAAAGACAGUCCCUGGAAUCAGAAGCAUCUAAGUUUCAUAUUGUGAAGCUGACAAAGCCAGUGGCCCUUUGGACGCAGCAAGAUGUAUGCAAGUGGUUGAAGAAACAUUGCCCCAGUCAGUAUCAAAUCUACAGUGAGUCGUUCAAACAGCAUGACAUAACUGGCCGCGCACUGCUCAGGCUUACCGACAAAAAGCUUGAGCGAAUGGGGAUUGCUCAGGAGAGCUUACGUCAGCACAUUCUGCAGCAAGUGCUCCAGCUGAAAGUGAGGGAGGAAGUUCGAAACCUACAGCUACUCACGCAAGAAUUUUCUAAAUCCUCUGACUGGAAGCUGGCAAAUGCAGAGCAACACCUUGUACAGAGACCAAACUUGCAACCACUUCAGAAGCCUCGACAGAGAGUUCCCCAUAAACAUCAUCAGCCUCUAAAGCUGCUGUCCUGCCAGAUGAUAUAGAAGCGAACUUUUCCAUCUGAAAGAAUGAUAAUAAUGAUUUUUAAAAAGAAACCUAAGAAAUGGCACUGCCAGAAGAAAACAGUCACCAAGAACUGGACCCAAAUCCAACUGAUCUGAUUAACACGAUAAGUAUUGAAUAGCCUCUGAUUUGCUGAUGGAAUCCCAGCGUGGCAUGUAACCAACGAUAGAACUCUUUCCACCUAAUAGUUGGUGGGGUUUUUUUACACCGGAAAACUGUUUCCAGUUUCAUCACUGUGCGUAAACUUUAUAUUCCCAUUAGGGAACCCUCUGUGACCUUCACUAAAGGGUCUGGGGAUUGGGUUUAACUGAGUUUUGUUUUUAGCAUGGCAAACAAUGGAUUAUAUUAUAUAUGCAGAUUGCAUGGUGUUUUUUAUGGGACCGGUAGUUCCAAUUUCGCACACCCAAAUGUUCACCGAUAUCCCUUUUCCCUACCCCCCGAUAGGAACGUAGAAAUAUUUUGUCUUAGUGAUACACGGAAUGAUAAGCUGUUUUACGGUAUCUGCAAUCCAUACAUGGUCUCCACACAGACAUUCUAGCUGAUUUGGUGUGUUAUGGGAAUGUUUCAGGUAUCUGCAUUGAGAUUAUACCUUGCGUGACUCACCAUGUGCAUUGCUUCAGUAGCAAAGUCGGCUUGGUAGCUCACCUGGAUAUUGUCGUGGCUGUUUUGAUUCUCCACUUGUAAAAGUAGUAGAAUGAGAGCACGUAUGUUCCUUUGCUGCACCUACUCUCCAAAACGACAAGUAAGAUUAUAUUUCUGUUGUUUCAAUGCAUGUUAAAUAAUAGAGAAGAAAUUAAUGGAGAUAAAAGAUUGCUGUCUUGUUGCAAGAAUCCCUGGCUUUUGACGAUUGAAGACACAUGUAACAUUUCAGUAGCAACGUGGCCAGUCUGAAAACAUUCUCAUUGCACACUGUAGAAAUGCAGAGUUUUCUACUACACAGUUGUAGCAAAAGCCAGCUAUAAAAAGUGCUGAUUGGUUAGCAUAGGUGAGUUCUUCCUGGCUGUUUAAAAUGCUUGCUUGUUUUCAAUAGAACAGACAAAAAUACGAAUAGCGAACUGAUAAACGAUUACCGUCUUACUCCACAAGCCAUUUUAAUUCUUUUUCCUUUGAAGGCACAUGCCCCAUUUAAAAUAGCAUAAAUAGAGUAACAGAUCAAGCUUUGGGCUUGCUAGUAGUGGAAACCAGAGGUGAAAUUCAGCCGGUUCCUACCGGAUCGCACAAUACAGUAGGGCCGACUGCGCGAACCCCCUGUGAGGAUGUCAUGAGGUCCCUUUUUUGUGACAAUUUUCAGCCUGCAUGUGUGCAUUUCCGAACCGGUACGGAAGGUAAGUGAAUUUCACCCCUGGUGCAAACCUACUGUAGUGAGUACCCAGUACUGUAUUACUGGUAUAUUUAUCCUUCCCUCCUGGAAGUGACUCACUGAAAAUUAGAACAUCUACUUUUUAGGGGGCAUAUGGAGAAAUGUUAAAGAUAAUGAAGGCAAACCACAACUCUUUGCAGGGAAAUAGGGUGAUUGCCCAUCAAGAUCUUCCUAGUUUCUUCCUAAAAUAGAAUUGCAUUUGUUCAAGUAUGUUCUUAAGCAGUUCUACCCAAUGACAUUUUCUUCCAUUGACAUCCAACUGAGUCUUGGGAUUCACUUUUUUGUUUGUUUGUUAUUGUUGUUGUUCAUCUGAUGUGCCAUAUUGACCUCAAAUUCUUUUUCAAUCAGCUAUCAGCUAGAGUGAGCAAGCCAAAAUUUUCACAGGCCAAGGAUAUGUUGAAAUCUCAAUCAUCUUGAAUAGUGCACUUAAGGAUAAUUUAUGCUACAGAUAGGUAUCCACAAAUAUGUCGUGUUUUGAAUAUAUCUUGACCCUCAGCUUUAUACCUGAGAUCUGUUUUGGGGGUUUUUUGCUCUCACAAACGAGUUUGAGCAGAAAUGUUUACUUUCCACAUAAUUGUAGCCGGCUUAAGACUGUUGCAACUAAAAUGAGCUCUGCUCUCCAUUAUUCUUUGUCCAGGUUUCCAGAACACAGCAGGCUGUGGUUUAAUCUUUAUCCUUACCAAUUCUGAGUCAGUGCUUUCCCAUACCACUUUUCUUCUGGAAACAAAAACCCUUUCUAGUAAAAAAAAAAAAAAAAAAAAAGCAUUAUAGGAUCUGUAGAAAAUAAGGGUCUGAUUCUAAUUGUCCCUAAAUCAAGCAAUGGUAGAUCGUCAGUUGAACUUUCUCCUGCUUGAUAGACUGUUACAAACUUGUAUGGUUUUCACGUACACACACAGACACACACUUUUGUUGUGCCAUUCAUACUUUUCAACUUGUCAGUGUUUCAAGAUGUACUUGGAGCUAUUUUAAGAGAAGAGCGACUUAUGUCCCUGCAUGGAUCCUGAACUAUUCAUCUCUAUUGCUUCCUUGAAAUGUUGUCGAAGAUUUCUCCCUAGUCUAGAUCACGGGUGUCAAACUCAAGACCGGGGGGCCACAUCCGACCCACAGGGUGCUUAGAUCCCACCCAUGGGGCCACCCUGGAAAGAACAAAGGAGUGGCUUGUGAUGCCUCUGCCAGCGAAAAAAGGCUCCCGAGCUCCGUUUUUGGCUGGGACGGCCUCCUGCAACCCUCUGCCAAUGAAAACGGAGUUUAGGAGCCCAUUUUUGCUGGCAGAGCACUAGGGUCACCACAGGCGCCCUGACACAAGUGAUGUCAAGCUGACCACGCCCAUCCUGGUCAUACCCACCCCAGCACCCCAAGGAUAAACAGAACCCUGAUGUGGACCUCAAUGACAUCGAGUUUGACACCCCUGGUCUAGAUCUUCCAAUGGCUCGUGAAAGCCUUCACAACAGGAGUAAAUCCAAAGUCAGUCAUGUCUAGACACAUUUUAGGUUUCAACAGAACUUUGAUAUGGGUAAACCACUUUCACAAGGAGAAAUUUUUCUCUGUUGUGAUUAUUUGUGAAGGUUUUCAUAACGUGUUGCCAGCAUAUGACAGAUCCCUUUAGUUCCAGGGAUGUUCACUCAGUGUAGUUUUUUUAAAAAAAUUGUCAAGAUAGGAGCCAUUGAAGUCCUGUUUGAUUUUUAUGUGUGUUACCAUGUGACACACAAUCAAUCAAUCAAGUUCAUUACAGUUAAAGACCAGAGAUCAGAACAAAUCAAAAAAAUAAACCUCAAGGAGUAUCCAGUUUAAAAUUCUAGAAUAAAGUAAUAAAUAACUGGGAUAAAAUCUAUAUUAAAAUCACAAUUUGGCAUCCAAUCUAUCAGUUACACAUAGCUUAAAAAUUGGUACUAUAGUACCAAUCCUUAAACAGUAGCCCCCUAGUCAUUAAAUACUAAAAUACAAAAGAGUAGUAGUGCAAAAGGGAUUGCUACAUCAGUUGUGUAAAAUAGCUAUGGUGGAUUAAUCACGUGUUUCCGACGAAUCCCCAGUGCUGCUGCGUAGAAUCUGGCCACUUGCGCUGUAAUCACAGUGACACACAUUAAAAAUGGGCAUUAUUUUGCAUGUUGUGGGUAUCCUCGACUUUUUUUUUUUUUACUGUGCCCUCUAGACAUCCUUAUUUAGUUAUGAGGCUCCUCUAUUUGCAGCCUUCGUAGAGAAAAGAUAGUGUGUCUUAUUACAUGAAGAAAAAAAAAAGACUUCCAAAUAUUAAAAACUCCCAGUCUUUUAUGUUGGAGCAAGAAAGUAGCAAGGGAAAAGAGCAAUAGGAUUAAAGUAAUAUUCCAGAAAAAAAAAUCAAUUGCCAUUAGUCUUAGACAAGACAGUCACCAAUAUUAAACUCUAAUAAAGAACCAGAUCUACAAUCAGUGCCUCAGAUUAUUAUCAGCUGUGAUGACAAACCUACUUGCCUGUGCCUCAGUAGAAUUACUACUUAACAGACUUUUUCAGCAUAUUUUUUUCUCUUUUCAUCAAUGGUUUAUUGUAUAUACAGGCUCCUUUAAUCAGCUUCCUCUCUUAACAAUCCAUCUGCAGACUCCAUUGUCCAAGAAAACAGGUUGAGGCCUCCUAGAUCAGAUCUCACUGUUAGUCCAACAUAAUAAACUCUGAUCAGCUAAUAGCCUCUGGAUCCAUAGGACCUAAAAACCUUCUUCUGUGCUUCCAAUGUAUGGAAUGUAUAUAUUUUAGAGUCUUGAUCUCUUCCGUUCCCUCUCAGUUUUCAAUAGACUUGUAUCUGAGACCUGCCUGAAAGAAUAAUAAUAAUAAAUUUGACAAGUGGGAAGGGCCAGAGCAGAGUUCAGAUUUUGAAUGAAGAAGGUCCUAACUUCAAUCACCAGCAACUUAAGUUAAUCGAAUCUCAGGUAGUAGGACUGGAAAAGACUACAACUAUCAGAUCUAGGUUGCAAAAAUCAGAAUGACCACUACAUGGCAGUACAAAGUUACGUAUUUUUCUAAAUCACUACGCUACGGACCAGCACAAAGAAGGACUAGGGGAGACAUGGUAGCAGUGUUCCAAUAUCUCAGGAGCUGCCACAAAGAAGAGAGAGUCAAGCUAUUCUCCAAAGCACCUGAGGGUAGGACCAGAAGCAAUGGAUGGAAACUAAUCAAGGAGAGAAGAAACUUAGAACUAAGGAGAAAUUUCCUGACAGUUGGAACAAUUAAUUAGUGGAACAACUUGCCUGCAGAAAUUGUGAAUGCUCCAACACUGGAAGUUUAUAAGAAGAGAUUGGAUAACCAUUUGUCUGAAGUGGUGUAGGGUUUCCUGCCUAAGCAGGGGAUUGGACUAGAAGACCUCCAAGGUCCCUUCCAACUUUGUUAUUCUAUUCUAUUUAAAAUAGUAGAGCAGCCAUGAAGGCCUUGGAAAGGACCAUCCAACCUUGUUAUGUGUUUGUACCUACAAAGAUAAACAUUGUGCAAGCCAUGAAAACAGAAGGUUUUCUCUGUAUUCUAUGGAAGUGAAAGUUGGACUUUGAGAUAGCAAGAUAAGGAAAAAGCAUUGACACUUGUGAACGUUAGUAUUGAAGAAGACCCCUGAGAGAAUUGUGGGCAGCCCAAAAAACAAAUUAAUGGAUCAUCAAACAAAUAGACCCCACGUUCUCACUGGAAGCAGAAAUGUUUCCUACACUGGAAGCUCAAGGAGUCUUACUUCGGGCACAUUAGACCUAGUUCUUUGGAAAAAGCUAUAAUUGAGAUAGUCCUCAACUUACAACUUUUAGUGACUGUUCAAAGUUACAACGGCACUGAAAAAAUCAUUUUUCACACUUAUGACCAUUGUAGCAUUCCCAUGGUCAUGUGAUUUACAUUCAGAUGCUUAGCAACUGGUUCAUAUUUAUGACGGUUACAGUGCCCCAGGGUCAUGGGACCCGUUUUUGUGAACUUCUGACAAGCAAAAUCAAGGAGGAAGUCAGAUUGAUUCAACCACUGUGUUACUAAUUUAACAACUGUGGUGAUUCACUUAACAAAUGUAGCAAGAAAAGUCAUAAAGCGAGGUGAAACUCAGCUGACAAAUUUCUCACUUAGCAACAUAAAUUUUGGGCUGAAUUGUGGUCAUAGGUUAAGGACUACCUCUACUGGGAAAGACGGAGGGAAAGAGAAGAGGACAACCAGCAGCAAAGUAGAUAGACUCCGUUACAGUAUCAGGGAAUAGAUCACUGGAAAACCUGAGAGAUCAGGUUACAAUGAGAUCAUAAUGGAGAAAGUCUGCAUCAUUACUAGGAAUCCAAAAUUAUUUGAAGGUACGCCAUCAAAUCUUUGGUGUCAUCUGGUGGUCUUCUAUUUUUUUGCAUUCCAGAUCUGUUAGUUGUAGAAAAGACUUCUGCUUAAGGCUUAGAAGAAAUCUUGCUAGUUUGGCAGAGAUGAUUCUAAGUUAGACAGACCAAUGAUCUUAUUCAAUAUAUUCAGUGGCGUUUAAUUCAUGUAGCAAAAGCAGAAACAUAAUUGCACACAGUGAAACUUGAAGCUUCUCUUCUGCUCCUCAAUAUAUAAAUAUUGUCCAUUUUCGUGUUUACUUUUCAAUAUUUGAAUACUGUAGCUGCAUCUCUCACCUUAUCUUCCAUUUAAUAUUUUCACAACUGGUUCUCAAUAUUUUCAUGGUGGCACUAGUAUUGCUCUUUCCAAAUUCUCAAAUAUCGGUGGCCAGCUAUAGCUACUCAUUGAUUUGAUUGUGCAGUGAUUUUCACACUUGUCUGCAUGACUGCUCUUAACAUCUUGAAUCUCCUAAUGUUGUUCAUUUUUGACCUGCAAAGUUUGAAUUCAUGUAAAUCAAUGGUUCUCAACCUUUUCUUCACAUUUUGUGGCCACAGACCAUGGCCACCAAGGCUUAAGAUUUAAGACAUUAGGCUGCACCAAGCCUUGGAGACCCCCUGAGACGACAUUGUGUGCCCCUCCAAGACUCCGUGGGCCACAAGUUGAGAACCACUGAUAUAAACAAUUGGUUGGUUUCAUAAGUACCUACAUAUCAACCAGAGACCACCUCCAGUAAUGCAAAGCCAAACACUUACUACUUUACUACUAAUACUUUCUGAAGAAAUCCCAGCUGCCCAAUGUACAUUUUGAAGGUCUAUGCCUGAUCACAUUCACUAGAAAUUCUGAGGGUUAUAUUCCCAAUCUAGAAAAUGGGUGCCAUCAUGAAAGACUUACUAUUAAGCAUUUUAUUCUGCAUGAUGAUGAUGAUGAUGAUGAUGAUGAUGAUGAUGAUGAUGCAUCCCUACUGGAUGACAUUCAUUACCAAAAGGUGCAGCAACUAUUAUUUACUGUUAUAUAGGUCUCAAAUGUACAAAACUUCUCAGGUGUUACUUUAAUCCAAAGCUAGAACUAUACAUUGGGUUGUGUACAAUAGCUCAUAUUUUGCUUGUGGGUGGAUAAGCUUCUAAAAUGCUUCUCCAAGUUCUACCAAAUCUCCUUCUGCUCCAUUGUUACUAUUGUUGACAACUGCUUUAUUUUAGGAUAAAAUUAAGCACAUCCAAGUGGUUUCAACAGAACAGAUGUAAGCCAAUGUUUAAGUCUCUGGUUUUUUUUUUUUUUUUUUAAAGUUUUUAACUUCAGCAAGAGUGCAUUAUUUCAUUUAAACCAACAGUUCUUGAUUCUGGUCUCUCAUAAAAUGACCAAUGGGGAGUAUUUAUUUCUCAUGGGCCUCAGGCAAAUAAAGAAUGCAUUCUGACAUGCAGUCUGGUCAAAUAUGUCUUUAUUACCAUGAAAUUAAAAUAAAAGUCUGAAUAGUUA